This is a messenger RNA of Ostreobium quekettii, 1134 nucleotides long. Lineage: Eukaryota; Viridiplantae; Chlorophyta; Ulvophyceae; Bryopsidales; Ostreobiaceae. The record is from the annotation of a GenBank genome assembly.
AUGGGGGGUGGACCCAUCAGUGUUGCAACAUACAUGAAGGAAGUUUUGACCAAUCCAACCCAUGGCUUCUAUAUGAACCGCGAUGUUUUGGGGAGUUCAGGGGAUUUCGUGACGUCUCCUGAGAUAUCACAAGUCUUUGGAGAGUUAAUAGGUAUUUGGACGAUGCUUGCAUGGGAGCAAAUGGGCUGCCCCAGAGACCUCCGCAUAGUCGAGCUUGGGCCUGGGCGGGGGACGCUGAUGGCAGACCUGCUCAGGGGAACGGCAGGUUUUUCCAAGUUUGCAUCUUCAUUGCGAGGCAUUCACCUGGUCGAAAUCAGCAAGGCCUUGCGUGCAUUGCAAGAAGCGGCAUUGAGAGCCAGACCAGGCCUUGUUGGGGAAGGAAGACCACAGGUUUGCUGGCACACCAGCCUGCGUGAGGUCCCCAAAGAUGGGCGACUUGUCAUCAUUGCACACGAGUUUUUGGAUGCACUCCCGGUCCAUCAAUUCGUCAAAACAGACAAAGGGUGGAGAGAAAAGAUGAUUGAUGUUGCAGAACCCCACGACCCUCUGCAUUUCCGGUUUGUCUUGGCAGCCAAUGCUACUCCAGCAGUUGCAUUGUUGGCAAACAAGCGUCUGGAGUGGAUGGAGCAAACCGAACAGGAGAAAUUGAAAGAACUGGAGGCAAGCGCCCAUACCCUGGCAUUGGUGGUGGAAGUAGCUGAGAGGGUGGCUGAGCAAAAGGGGGUGGCGCUCAUAGUAGACUAUGGAAGGGACGGACCCUACGAGAUGAGCCUUCGGGGCAUUCGAGACCAUAGGGUGGUCAAUGUGCUGGAGAGCCCUGGAACGGCAGACCUCAGUGCGCAUGUGGAUUUCAGCGCGUUGAAGCGUGCAGUAGAAGAAUCUGGAAAGGAUGCCAUUGUGCAUGGUCCGAUUUCCCAGGGGCACUUCCUAAAAGCAAUGGGUCUGGAGGCUCGUUUGGAAACGCUCCUGCAGGCCGCCACCCCAGCACAGGCGGCAGCCUUGCGGAGCGGCUGCGAACGCCUCGUUGGUGGAAGCGAGGACGCGAGGCAAGAGGAGGGUGUGGAAGGGAUGGGAGAAGUGUACAAGGUGAUGGCCGUCACUCCCAGAGAGGUCGCAGAGCCCAUCCCGUUUUAG